AUGCAAUGCGACAAUCCUGUUCAUGUCUGUAAUGUACCGCAUUGUGGCAAAACUUACAAGAAAACCAGCCAUCUCAAAGCUCAUCUUGAGGUCACACAUCGGCUCACGACCAUUUCAAUGCCAUUGGUUUCAAUGCGGAAAGACAUUCUCACGUUCAGAUCAACU
Molecule: messenger RNA, 165 nt
Organism: Ostertagia ostertagi
Lineage: Eukaryota; Metazoa; Nematoda; Chromadorea; Rhabditida; Trichostrongylidae
Source: the annotation of a GenBank genome assembly